Molecule: messenger RNA, 1161 nt
Organism: Nipponia nippon (crested ibis)
Lineage: Eukaryota; Metazoa; Chordata; Aves; Pelecaniformes; Threskiornithidae
Source: RefSeq, a predicted model, not a curated record
AUGCUCCUCAUCCCGCUGCCAGCCUGGCUGGCCUUGGGCAUCCUGCAGCUGCCCCUCGGCAGCGCCCGGGAGUGCCUGAGCCAGCAGCAGGCACUCAGUGCAGUGCGGCAGAUGCAGAAGCUGCUGGCGGCGCAGGAGGCUGCUCACCUGCGGGGCACGCGUGGUCUCCGGCAGCAGCUCUCUGUCCUCCAGAGCCACCUCCAGAGACAGGCCACCAAACGAAACGAGACCUGUCCGCAGCCGGUGGUGCUCCUGAAUGGACGGAUACUGGGCCAGAGCAUGCGGGUGGGCCACGACGUUCACUUCGUCUGUGAUGCCGGCUUCCGGCUGGUGGGCUCGCAGACACGCCCCUGCCGGCACAACCGCACAUGGAGCGGCACCCAGCCUUUCUGCAGAAGUAUUGAUGACUGCUCCAGCAACCCGUGUGCCAACGGUGGGACCUGCGUGGAUGGCAACCAGGGCUACACGUGCCUCUGCCCCCGGGGCUGGUCAGGCCCCAGCUGCCACAGCCCCAUCUAUGCCUAUGUGGAUGAGUGCCAGCUCUUCCAGUCCAGCCCCCAGACCCAGCUUUGCCUCCACGACUGCCUCAACCUCCCUGGCUCCUACCGCUGCCUCUGCCCCCCUGGCUACCUGCUCCACGCCGACCGCAAUGCCUGCGAGGAUGUCAACGAGUGUGCUGGGAAGCAGCACAACUGCACCCAGGGCGACCUCUGCAUCAACACCUUCGGGGGCCACCACUGCGUGCGCCCCAAGUGCCCCCCACCACGCCACAACACCAGCUACGUCAAGACCUCUGCCUUCCAGUGCGAGAGGAACCCCUGCCCCAUGGAGAGCCGAGCCUGCCGCCUGGCCGCCACCUCCAUCUCCUUUCACUACCUGCCACUCCAGGCCAACCGCACUGUGCCCCACGUCCUCUUCAAGAUGUCCACCACCCGCUUCGUGGGCGACAGCCUGCGCUUUGCCAUCAUGGGCAGCCGGGGCCAGGGUGUCUUCGCUGUGCGGCGCUCUGACCGGCAGACAGGAGAGCUGGUGCUCACCAGCCCUGUGGCAGGGCCAGCCACGCUGGAGGUGGAGCUGGAGAUGAGCGAGUUCUCCCGCAAGGUCCUCCUGGGCAAGCACAUCUUCAAGGUCACAGCCUUUGUGUCCCCAUACGAGUUUUGA